This is a messenger RNA of Exophiala spinifera, 2448 nucleotides long. RefSeq lists its product as uncharacterized. Gene Ontology annotation, cellular component: cytoplasm. The transcript is spliced from 2 exons. Lineage: Eukaryota; Fungi; Ascomycota; Eurotiomycetes; Chaetothyriales; Herpotrichiellaceae. The record is from RefSeq and is a predicted model, not a curated record. Bases 1 to 2448 code for a protein of 815 amino acids.
AUGGGUAAUUCUCAGACAAAGGAAGCACGUGGGCAAGGCUCUACUGGCUCUCGGAUCAAUGACAGCUCGAGCUCUGCUUCACGGCAGGACGCACAGGCGAAUGGCACUGAAAUCCCAAUCCGCCCGUAUUCGUCUUCCAGACAAACACGUGCAGGUCGACACGACUUCUCGUUUCUCGGAAUCGGCGGAAGCAGUGACCAAGAUGCUUCGUCACUCGAAGCAAGGAGGGAAACGAAGGUUGAAAGAGAGGCAAGGAAGGCAGAGAAGGAGAGAGCUGCAAGACUCAAAGAACGUGAGCGCAGCAUGAAAGAAGAAAACGUCGAUGGCGGAUAUCUCGUCACACAGGGUGUUUACGUUGGCACAGAAGACUUUAACAAAGGAAUUGUGCGCCAGCUCAUGAUCGAACGCAGAAUGGCGCCUUUCUGGAGAGGUUUGAAUGAUUUCUCGGAGUCCUGGGCAGAGCAUCAACUCAUGGCCGCUGCUCGUGGCAUGGCAAUUCCUCCAGCCGACGAGGUACCUCCGGAAUUGGAGUACCAGUUAGCCAAAAGGAUCACAGCCGAUAGAUCUACUCAAUCUGCCCUGAAGAAUCUUACAAUACCAAUCGGUGGUCGGUCGCAAUCCUUUCAGUCAGAUAGCUCGGGUCCGCUAUCGCCCGCCAUGAGCUCAUUACCAUUGCCAUCUCCGAGUUCACCACCCCCGACAAGCGUGUCUGGAACCAAUAUCUUGAGCCGGACUCGGGCAAAAACUCUAGCAUCCUUGACGACAUCUUCUCGGGGCAAUUCCCAGGCUGACAUGACUCCAAGGGAGUUUCAGCUGCCUCCGGAUCCGUUUGUCAACGGGCAACCGAUCGAAGUAUACCUCUACAAAGAUGCGUCAGAGUGUCCAAUUUGCUUCUUGUACUAUCCUCCAUAUCUCAACACGACCAGAUGCUGUGAGCAACCAAUCUGCUCCGAAUGUUUUGUGCAGAUCAAAAGGCCAGACCCCCAUCCUCCGGAACAUGAGCAGCCAGAUCCGAAUGCACCACCGGUGUCUGAUGCAGAUCGUGAAGCUCAAGCAGAAGGCUUACUUGUCUCUGAGAUAGCGACAUGCCCAUACUGCAAGACCCCAGACUUUGGUAUUACAUACACAGCGCCACCCUUCCGCAGAGGCCUUACUUAUGGGGUUGGAUCUCAGCCAUACCAGGUUAUGUCAGCAAGGUCUUCUCAAACUUCAAUCUCCUCUGGAGCAGUAUCUCCAGGCCCCGGUCGAAGACGGGGAACCUCACUGUCGGCCAAUGCACCAGAAGUGAUCACCACUGACAAAAUUCGUCCAGAUUGGGCGACUAAACUAGCAGCAGCUCGAGCUCAUGCUGCCCGCCGCUCAGCAGCAGCUACUGCUCUUCAUACUGCGGCCUAUUUGAUGAACGGCCAGAACGCCGACACCCGAUCCUUUUCAGGCUUUAGCCGCCGAAACAUGCUUAGGCGAUCUACUCUUGAGAAUGCCGACAGCAACACGAACUCGAGCUUGAGUGCUCUGGCAAUACUUGCAGAACGCCAUGCUGCUCGCCAGCAAGAAACUGGGAACGGUAACGGGCGCGAAAACUCGUCGUUACCUCCUCCACGAGGCAGUAGCUCUCGAAGAAGCCGAAUGGAUGACCUUGAGGACAUGAUGAUGAUGGAGGCCAUAAGGUUAAGUCUGGCUUCUGAGGAAGAACGCCGGAAGAAAGAAGAAAAGGAGGCUCGCAAAGAAUCGAAGCGCAAAGAAAAGGAGACCAAGAAGGCGGAAAAGGCUGCUCGGAAGAACAGUCUCCUCACACUACAUUCCAACACCAGCAGCCCUGACGCUUCUAGCAUGGAACGAUCCCGCAGCAACUUGUCACUCGGUGCAGACGAUGACUCCAUCUUAGGCAAAGGCAAAGCCGUCGAGCGCAACGGUACUCCGCCCCAAGAUGGCGCAAAGGGCGAAGACGAAAUGCCACGGCCAUCCUACAUUCCAGCUUUGUCACUUUCGGGCACCAGUCAAGAAUCUGUGGCUUCAUCUAUUCCCAUCCCAACGGCAUCCGAACCCUUCCGUCGGUCGCAUCUUCGACAAAUGUCGAAUGCCUCGUCGGCUUCGUCGUCAUUUGUCGAGCCAGGAACUGCAGCCACCUUCUCGGGUUCUGGGACGCCUCCACCGGGAAGCUUGGAACCCAUGUUCAACUUCAGAAGCCUUGCCGCUAUGAUCGGCCAAGAGGAAAAGGGAGAAACCAGCAGCCAUGUUGAACAUGCCGAGUCACCUUCUCCACCCGAAGCUGAACAUGUGCGAGGCCAGUCUCCACUGGCUAGUGAAAUAGAACAACCCAAUGUUGGGAAUAUGAGUCCAUCCGGCUGCUCAGACUCUGAGUCCAGGAAAGGGACAGACGACGACUCCGGGGUCAAGAGGGAGAGCGGUGCGAUUCAGACGUCUGCUCCCACCGUAUCGGAUGUAUGA